This is a messenger RNA of Teleopsis dalmanni, 1476 nucleotides long. It is a transcript of the gene Coprox, whose product is annotated as oxygen-dependent coproporphyrinogen-III oxidase. The record is from RefSeq and is a predicted model, not a curated record. The transcript has a single exon. Lineage: Eukaryota; Metazoa; Arthropoda; Insecta; Diptera; Diopsidae. Bases 293 to 1453 code for a protein of 386 amino acids. Gene Ontology annotation, molecular function: coproporphyrinogen oxidase activity. Gene Ontology annotation, cellular component: mitochondrial intermembrane space; cytoplasm.
CAUUAUUUCUUCUUGAAAAUGUAGUAAUGCAAUUAAAAACAGAUCUACGUGCAUAUAGUCAUGAAUAUUAUGCACUGAACAUACUUUUGAGGAAUGUUUAAAAGUAUAAACUUUUCUAAAACAUUUGUAAUCACUUCGGUGCCGGCGAUUUGUUUAGUCAUUUUGUGUUAUCUAUGAUAACAGCUUUAUAGCAGAGGAUUGUGGAGUUAAAUAUUGAAUGAAAAUUUUAAAAAACCUGAAUAUAUUUAAAUAAUAGCAAGUUAUCGAAUACAGUUAACAACAUAUAAGAAAGAUGAAUAAUUUACGGCGAGUUAUGCAGUUAAUUACUUCUAUGAGUGCGUACCAUUUGGGAAAGCGAAUACGAUCCAACCGAGUACAUGGCUUUAUCAUAGGUACUGGUAUUACAUCAAUAGUAUCGGUAUCUGUUGCGAACUUGGCUAGUGAUCCUAAACGUAAAUUGAAUUGUUCAAACUUUAUGGCCCAACCCAUUACAGAUGUAGAUCAUUUAUUAGAGACGGAAAAUAAUAUAAAAACUAAAAUGGAAUUAUUUAUACUAAAAAUACAAGCCGAUUUUUGCCGUGCAUUAGAAGCGGAGGAGUAUGGUGGGCAAAAGUUUAAAGUUGAUCGAUGGCUGCGUCAAGAAGGUGGUGGUGGAAUUACAUGUGUGUUACAGGAUGGUGAAGUAUUUGAAAAAGCUGGCGUAAAUAUAUCUGUUGUAACUGGCAUGCUACCACCUGGUGCAGUUCAACAAAUGCGUUCCCGAGGAAAGAAUUUACAAGAAGGGAGCUUGCCAUUCUUUGCCGCUGGUGUUAGUGCGGUAAUACAUCCACGCAAUCCUAUGGUACCAACAAUACAUUUUAAUUAUAGAUAUUUUGAAAUAGAAAAUAGCAAAACUGAAAGCCAAUGGUGGUUUGGAGGUGGAACCGAUCUUACACCAUAUUACCUCGACGAAAAUGAUGCUACACAUUUUCAUAAAACGCUUAAAGAUGCUUGUGAUGAGCACGAUAGUAACUACUAUCCACGCUUCAAAAAAUGGUGUGAUGACUAUUUUCGAAUAACACAUCGUAAGGAAUGCCGUGGAAUAGGUGGUAUUUUCUUCGAUGACAUAGACACACCAACACAGGAAGAUGCCUUUAAGUUCGUGAAUAGUUGCGCCAAUGCCGUUAUACCUUCUUAUAUGCCAAUUGUACGAAAGCACAAGAAUGAUAAUUACGGUGAUAGAGAACGUCAGUGGCAAUUGUUAAGGCGUGGCAGAUAUGUAGAGUUCAAUCUUAUAUAUGAUCGUGGUACCAAGUUUGGUUUAUAUACACCUGGUGCGCGUUUUGAGAGCAUAUUGAUGUCUUUACCAUUAGUUGCAAGAUGGGAAUAUAUGCAUAACCCUGUUGUUAAUUCGAAAGAGCAGAGUUUGCUUGAUGUAUUGAAAAAUCCAAAAGACUGGAUUAAAACUGAAUAACUACUCUUUAAGAGUUUGCAAGC